GUAGUCGUUCGGUAAUCUUCAAAGGAAGAAUCUCCGCAAGUUUCGGGAAAGUAAUUUUGAAGAAAUAAAAUAUUCAUUUGAAGUAUAUAAAAUUUAAUAUUUUUGAAAGUGAAAGUCCAGAUCAAAUCAUAAAGAAUGAAUUUGAUGUUUCGAAAGAAUUUCCGUGAAGGAGGUUCGAGUGCAUCCAAAUCAAGCGCAACAAAAUUAACUAAAACGAAUCGUACUGGUAAAAGAUCUCGUGAUAUGAGCUACAGCGGACCAAGCACUGAUGAGUCUUUUACGCAAUAUCGAACACAUCUCUUCUUCAAUGCUAAUCGGUCCGGUUAUCAGGACGACAAUGGAGAGUUACGAUGUAGUGCCAUAUCUUCACCUAUCUCACCCAGCAUUGAGCAUACGAACAUCAUUCCUGCAUCCAAUGUUAUUGAGCACGGAGAUUUCCUGGAUGCAUACAGCACCUCUUACCAACCUCUCAUACAAAGAAAUUCAAUGGGUAAUAUUAAAUGGGAUUGUGGAAAUAAUGAUAGAAGUACUAGUGAAGCACAAACUCCUCAAGUAGUUACAGGCACAAAAGUUAGUUUUAGUGGACAAAAAAAUGGCACUGCCACAGGAGCUUUCGUUUCUUCUCGAAGCGAACCUAUUUCGUUAUCAACGCUUGAUCGCGAUUGUUUUAUAAUUCCUGUUCGGAGCUUAGAGAGAUUUAUGCCAGCUGGAAUAUCCUUGCCUGCAGCUGCACCAGAAACCAAAGAUCCAACAUACAAAGCCAGUUCCUUAUCAGUACUUGAAGUUUCUGAUCCUAAAAUAUGCAUUCUCGCACACCUAAUGAGUCCAUUGGAGCCACUUGACCCACUUUUAGAAUCCCCGCUUUCACAUCCACUUUUAAAGCAGAGAGCUGUAGCAUCUGAGUUAUUACACGAGAUUCAACAGGGAAACAAUGCAUCUGGUGGAAUGUUACUAGCGAAUAUGGAACGACAUGGUAUUGAAUAUCAAUUAAAUAUCUAUCAAGUUGUAAUUAUAAAUGUUGUUAUUGGUAAUUUAGCGGAAUUUCCAUUUAUCGCUUAUUAUACUAUCAACACAACGCAAACAGAUCCUUCAACAUUUUAUUCGAAUGUACGAGGUGCUUCUCUUACUAAGUUUGAACCAAAAAACACAAGAUACACGGCAGCUCAUACAUUAGACAUUUAUAGUGAAGUUGCUUCUAUUUGUCGACCUCCUUUGCUAUUGGCACCAAGUGAACAAGCAAAUUUAAAGAAAACUCCAACGACAGCUUACAUUAUUAGUGUAUACAAGGUUUUUGAAGGUGAUGACGGUGAAAGAUUUGAAAGAAAUUGGCUAUAUUGGACAGGUGCUAGAAUGUUAUAUCGAUACCUGCCUCGCAACGCAGGUUUACGAAAAAUUACGUUGCAUAAAUCUGUAGCAAAGACUGGUGACAAGAUGUAUCUUCUGAUAUGUGAAUGCUCAGAACUUCUUAAAGAUUUGUCAGCAGCUGCUUAUUUAGUUCCGGCUAUGAGGGCUCGACUAUGUGGAUAUACAGCAAUUUAUAGGCCUAUUCAAACUUUUUAAUACUUUCGCCUUUUCUCAAUCUAUUAAAUUUAACUGCGAUAUAUUGUUAAGAAGACUAUUUAGAAUGAAUAGAAAAGCUAAUGACAUUCUGCUCAGAAAACUCUUUUAAAAAAUCUUAGAUUGAUAUUAAAAUCGCACGACAUAUCGACCAAAAUAUUUUCACUUUAUAAACAGUUUUCAAAUAAUCAACUGCAUCUGAAAAAUGCUCAAACUUAAGAAGCUUUCUUAAUACCUAUUGCAAUCAAAACUAAAAUAUAUUAGAAACUUUAAAAUAUCUACAUCAAAGACUUAAAAGUUUUCUAGUUUUUAUUAAAAUGAUUCUCGUGUUCAAAAAACUAUAAAAAAACAAAGAAAAGCAAUACCAAAUCAUUUUAAUAAAUUUAAUUAUGAAAUGUAUUUUAUAAGACGUUGAUUUUUAGUCCAGAGUACGUUAAUAUUAUUUAAGUUUGUCAACAGAUUUGAGAUAAAUUAAGUAAAUCGUUAUUGGAUUUUGUUUUCUUUGAGAUUAUUUUAAGUGAAUUCAUCAAAUGAAUUAAUAUUUUA
Molecule: messenger RNA, 2103 nt
Organism: Clunio marinus
Lineage: Eukaryota; Metazoa; Arthropoda; Insecta; Diptera; Chironomidae
Source: the annotation of a GenBank genome assembly